Chilo suppressalis (striped riceborer) is the source of this 1553-nucleotide messenger RNA. NCBI's taxonomy places the organism in Eukaryota, Metazoa, Arthropoda, Insecta, Lepidoptera, Crambidae. The record is from the annotation of a GenBank genome assembly.
UCAAGUCAAUUUUUGAGUUUUUGCAAAAUAAUUUGCACUAAAAGAAACACUAAUUUUUAUUUUUAUUCUUCGAUCGUCAGGACAUAAGUCUCGAAAAUGAACAGAUUAUUUGGUAGAGGAAAACCCAAAGAACCAGGCCCAAGUAUCACUGAUUGCAUUAGCAAUGUAGAUGCGAGAGCAGAUAAUAUCGAACAAAAAGUCCAGAAAUUGGACACAGAACUUCGUAAAUACAAAGAUCAAAUGAACAAAAUGAGGGAAGGUCCAGCAAAGAAUUCUGUCAAACAAAAAGCAAUGCGAGUUUUAAAACAGAAGAAGCAGUAUGAACAACAGCUUGAUGGUCUAAGAGCCCAGUCCUUUAACAUGGAGCAGGCUAAUUAUGCUACACAAACACUGAAGGACACUCACCACACCAUUGCAGCCAUGAAGGAUGGAGUAACACAGAUGAAGAAAGAGUUCAAGAAAAUCAAUAUUGAUUCAAUUGAGGAUGUAAAUGAUGACUUGGCAGAUAUGUUAGAGCAAGCAGAUGAAGUGCAAGAAGCCCUGGGCAGGCAAUAUGGUAUGCCAGAGAUUGAUGACGAUGAGCUGGCUGCUGAAUUAGAUGCUCUGGGUGACGAGUUUGCUCUGGAUGAUGAUUCCUCAUACUUAGAUGACGUUGUGAAAGCCCCAGCGGCCCCUGAUAAGGAACCAGGAGCAGACAGCAUCCGUUACAAGGACGGGGUGCCCGUCGAUGAGUUUGGCCUGCCUCAGGUACCUAGUGCUGCUCAGACUUCUCGCUGAUAGGCUUCAGGGUGAUGAACAUUUCAAAGUUUGCUGGUAUCCACAAAACAUUGCUUAAUAAGUAAAAAACGGUAAAAAAUUAUGGCUCUGUAUUGUAGAGUAAAAAAAAUGUGUAAAUUGUUUAAACCGAAAAAUUAUUGAACUCUUUUAUAUGUUUAGGUGUUAUAUGUACCACCUGUCUAGGAUCUUAUUGGAUUAGGAGUUGCCUACUUAAUAAAAAGUAACUAACAAAUAUAUUUCUAUAUUACUUAUAAAGUUAUAGAAUGACCACUGGUAAUAGGGAUUCUAUUUUUCUUGAUCAAACUAUAACUUUAGCAUGACAGCUGAUUUCACCGAUCUUUUCAUGAAAGUUUUCUAACAAUUUGUAGAAGGUUCUUACAGAAAGCAAAAAAAAAAAAUGAAAAUUUAGCAGAAAUUAGAAAACUUGAGAAAAUUUUAACCUUCACUUACAAAUCAACCCCAUAGGUGGCGCUGCUGUACAGUUUAAGGAAUUUUAAAGUAUGAUAUUAUGUGGAUACUGGUGUUUUGAUAUUGUUAUAUUUUCCCAGAAUAGCCUGAAAUAAGAUCACAAAAUUAAACUGUAUCAUAAUAAUAUGUUAUUAAUUAAUGAUAAAUGGACAUGUUGUUUAGGUGCAUAAAAUAUUUAAAAACAUUCUGCACUUGAUUCAAAAUAUGUAUCGCCCAUGCAAAUAGUUUUAUGCCAUUAUCUCUUAAUGUGUUGAAAUGUGAUCAGGCUUAUGAACUAUCUUAAUAUAAGGUGAAAUAUUUCACCUUAU